CCCUUCGUUCUCUCUCUCUCUCUCUCUCUCUCUCUCUCUCUUUUCCACUCUCGUGCUCUCCUCGAAGCCUCCAAAUGGCGGGAGCUCGCGAGCCCUAGGUUUUCCGAAACCCUAGAUCCGAAUCCUCCUCCUCCUCCUCUGCGCCAUGGAUUCCGAGGGCGGCGGAAGCGGCGGCGGCGGCGGAGGCGGAGCCGUGAAGGACCUCGCGACGCCGUCUAAGUUCGUGGCCGCGUUCUUCCUCGGCGGGCUCGUGCUCGGGGCGUCGCUCCUCGCCGUGCAGGUCGGGAUCUCGCUCCCGCCCUCGCUGCAGCUGCCGCCGCCGCUCUGGGGGGGCCGGCGGCGGCGGCGGCGGCGCCCCGUGCGAGUGUACAUGGACGGGUGCUUCGACAUGAUGCACUACGGGCACUGCAACGCGCUGCGCCAGGCGCGGGCGCUCGGGGACGAGCUCGUCGUCGGGGUCGUCAGCGACGACGAGAUCACGGCCAACAAGGGCCCCCCCGUGACCCCGCUCCACGAAAGAAUGAUCAUGGUAGCGGCUGUAAAAUGGGUGGAUGAAGUCAUUCCAGAUGCUCCUUAUGCCAUAACUGAGGAGUUUAUGAAUAAGCUGUUCAAUAAGUAUAAUAUUGAUUAUAUUAUUCAUGGGGAUGAUCCUUGUCUACUCCCUGAUGGUACUGAUGCAUAUGCCCUUGCCAAGAAGGCUGGCCGUUAUAAGCAGAUUAAAAGAACUGAAGGAGUGUCAAGCACAGACAUAGUUGGUCGCAUGCUUCUUUGUGUAAGGGAGAGAUCUACUGGUGAUAGUCAUAAUCAUUCUUCUUUGCAAAGGCAGUUUAGCCACGGUCAUGGUCAGAAGGUUGAUGAUGGUGGAUCUGCAAGUGGAACUCGUAUAUCCCAUUUUCUGCCUACGUCUCGACGAAUAGUGCAGUUCUCUAAUGGGAAGGGUCCUGGUCCAGAUGCUCGCAUUAUUUACAUAGAUGGUGCAUUUGAUCUGUUCCAUGCUGGACAUGUGGAGAUAUUGCGGAAGGCUCGAGAACUGGGAGAUUUUUUACUUGUGGGCAUUCAUACUGAUCAGACUGUGAGUGCUACUCGAGGAGCCCACCGCCCAAUCAUGAAUCUUCAUGAGAGAAGCUUGAGUGUGUUGGCUUGCCGUUAUGUAGAUGAAGUUAUUAUUGGUGCCCCAUGGGAGGUCUCUAAAGAUAUGAUUACUACGUUUAACAUCUCUUUGGUUGUUCACGGAACAAUUGCAGAAAAUAUGGACUUUCUCAAGGAGGAAUCAAAUCCAUAUGCAGUUCCAAUUGCUAUGGGUAUCUAUCGGCAACUAGAAAGCUCUUUAGACAUCACAACUAGUACAAUAAUUAGGAGGAUUGUUGCAAAUCACGAGGCAUAUCAGUUGUCGCCGGUCAAAUUCAAUGUUACUUGGGUAACCUCUGUUAAGAAACGGAACGAGAAGAAGGAAGCGAGCGAGAGGAAGUACUACGAGGGCAAGACUUACAUGUCUGGAGACUGACUCUGCGGAAGCGGAAACCUCGCAAUUUUAACAUAAGAGUUAUCUUGAGUUUUUUCUUUAAAUCAUUUCGAGUCUGCAUAGAAGCUAAUGAUAAUGCUUUUCGAGUAUUAACAGGCGAGAGCUCAUUAUAUUAUUAUAUUUAUAUUCAUGAUCUUAGGGUUUUUGGAACCUAUUAUUGAGUUCCUCCUUUUUUUUUCCCCCUUCUUUUUCACUUAUUCCUUCUAUCUAUUUUUGUUACUGCUGUUAUUACUAGCCGAGGUUUUUGUACUUGUAAUUUUGUUUUGUUUUU
This is a messenger RNA of Ananas comosus (pineapple), 1793 nucleotides long. RefSeq names its product ethanolamine-phosphate cytidylyltransferase-like. Gene Ontology annotation, cellular component: cytoplasm. NCBI's taxonomy places the organism in Eukaryota, Viridiplantae, Streptophyta, Magnoliopsida, Poales, Bromeliaceae. Gene Ontology annotation, biological process: phosphatidylethanolamine biosynthetic process. Bases 146 to 1504 code for a protein of 452 amino acids. The transcript has 10 exons. Gene Ontology annotation, molecular function: ethanolamine-phosphate cytidylyltransferase activity. The record is from RefSeq and is a predicted model, not a curated record.